Messenger RNA from Vicia villosa (hairy vetch), 636 nucleotides. RefSeq lists its product as uncharacterized. The transcript is spliced from 3 exons. NCBI's taxonomy places the organism in Eukaryota, Viridiplantae, Streptophyta, Magnoliopsida, Fabales, Fabaceae. The record is from RefSeq and is a predicted model, not a curated record. The coding region runs from base 1 to 636 and encodes 211 amino acids.
AUGUGUGUUUCGUCAGUGAAUUAUUCUGUGCUUGUGAAUACGGAUACCGUUGGACCUAUUCAACCAGGGAGAGGCUUGAGACAGGGGGACCCUCUAUCCCCCUAUCUCUUUAUUCUUGUUACUGAGGCUCUUUCGACUUUGAUUAAAGGAGUGGGCAAAUCUCACGGAGGCCAAGAUAUUAAUUUGUCCAAAUCUGAGGUGUUCUUUAGCAGGAAUAUCAGUAUUUCUGCUCAGAAGGAUCUGGCUAACAUCAUGGGAGUUUGUCAUGUCCUUGGUACAGGAACCUAUCUGGGUCUCCCUUCCCUUAUUGGUCGCAGUAAGAAGGUCAUUUUUGGGUAUGUGAAGGACAAAAUUUGGAAGAAGAUCAAUUAUUGGAGGGGCAGGCCGGUUUCUAAAGCAGGAAAGGAAGUGAUGAUAAAGUCAGUGCUGCAGUCUAUUCCAUCUUAUGUCAUGAGUCUGUUCGUUCUUCCUGAUGGCAGUAUCCAAGAUAUUGAAAUAAUGCUUAAUGCUUUCUGGUGGGGAGGUAGUAGUAACCAAAGUUGUAUUAAGUGGAUGGCGUGGGAUAAGUUCACAGGUCCUAAGAAUGAGGGGGGCUUGGUUUCCGAGACCUCAAGUCGUUUAACCUGGCCAUGGUAG